CUUUCAUUGGGACUGAGCAUACUGACCAUUGUAGGAAAUCAUUCACCAUGCAGCUCGUCGAUUGUGCCCUGUGGCUUUUGUGGGCUUACUAUUUAUCGCCAGUACGUGCUUCUGCAAAACCUGGAGAUGAAGUAGCUUGUGAUGAUUAUGGAAACGAGAAUCUUGUCACCGUGGAUACUCUCUGCAAAGGCAAAUUUUGCAAGAUCGGUCCCACUUGCACCUAUGCAAUGAUGUGCCAGGAAGCGGCUUUGGACGCUCUGAAGAGGGGUGGUUCUACUAAGUGCCAUUGUGAGUGCCAGACAAAUUGAUUCUCUCAAAAUUAGUCUCAGCACCUGGCUCC
Protomyces lactucae-debilis is the source of this 340-nucleotide messenger RNA. RefSeq lists its product as uncharacterized. Lineage: Eukaryota; Fungi; Ascomycota; Taphrinomycetes; Taphrinales; Protomycetaceae. The record is from RefSeq and is a predicted model, not a curated record. The coding region runs from base 48 to 308 and encodes 86 amino acids. The transcript has a single exon.